Molecule: messenger RNA, 3150 nt
Organism: Lodderomyces margitis
Lineage: Eukaryota; Fungi; Ascomycota; Pichiomycetes; Serinales; Debaryomycetaceae
Gene: RIC1
Product: Ric1p
Exons: 1
Coding region: 1-3150 (1049 amino acids)
Biological process (GO): intracellular protein transport; retrograde transport, endosome to Golgi
Cellular component (GO): cytosol; Ric1-Rgp1 guanyl-nucleotide exchange factor complex; Golgi membrane
Source: RefSeq, a predicted model, not a curated record
AUGUCAAAAGCCUCGACGCAUUCAUGGUCCCAGUCCCUGACGCUACCAGAAUACGCUGUAAAUUUAACACGCGAGAUUAACUCAAAGCGACAAACAAAAUCCUCGACACAACAAAUUCGAAAACACUGGUCAACUUUAGAAAUGAUUAAUGGGUGUCCCAAUUUUGCAAUUGAUUUCAAUUUUGAAGAUGAGAUUAUAGACAUUAUUCAAUUUCAUCAGAUAGUAGCACUUGUCACCAAAACAUCAGUUUACAUCUACCACCUGUAUACUUUAUUACCAUUGACGAGCCAUACUAGAUCGUCUACUUCUAUAGAGACAAAUGGUGUCAAUCUCAGAGCGAAAAAGAAACUAAUAUACAAUGCAAGCAGAGGCAGACAGUCAAAACUCAACUUGUUUAUCCAGACUGACUUGAAUUACUUGGUGAUCUAUCAAAUCAGCGUUGAUUACUCGCAUGCAAUUUACGAAGUGCACAAUAAUAACCAUGAACUAAUACAAGCGGGAGUACCGAUGAAUUAUUCACUGGGUAAUUUUUCAUUCACCAAGUUUUUGCAAUCGGCAACUAAAUCGUUUAUGCAAGGAAACGACGAAGAUGUGUCCCCGAAAUUGGAAAAUGUCGAGAGUAUAAAUAAUAAUUCCAUUGACGAUGAAUUAGGUGGAUAUGAUAUUGAACCAGUCAAAUUAUCAGUUUACAAGGUUUUGCAAAUGGGACUGGGUGUUGGUAGGCAAGAAUUUUGGUUGCAACUGAACUCACAUGCGUUGUUCAUUUUCAAUUUUGCACAUGAGUCAAAUGAAGAAGUAGAAUCGGAUUAUUUUCAAGUUGUUGAUUUGUCUAAUUUCGAAACAAGACUUGUUGAUUUAUCAACUUUUUCAUGGUUCAAGAAUCCAGCAAAACGCAUUUUCUACAACCAGUAUGGCGACUACUUCUUGUUGAUCACUGAAGCGAGUGAGAUAAUUUAUAUCAAGUUUGAUAAUGAAGUUCACGCAUUUACUGUUGGGCUGGGAGACCUAAACGGUGUGAGUUUUAGCCCCACUUCGAAUUUGCUAAUCGGCGAAGAAGCAGAAAGGUGGAAGCUCUUUAGCCUCAAAGAUAAUAUAUUGGAGAAAUUGAAAACAUUGGGUGUCCCUCAAGGAAGAAUAAACUGGUCUAGUUGUGGUGGUUUCUUCACCCUAAUUGAAGAUUCCGGGAACUGGAAACUUUUGUCUCGAUUUGGCAAAGUUUUAUUUGAUACUCAUCAAACUAUAAAUGAAUUAAAUGGGAAGCAUGAUCACGCCGGUGGAUUCUUGAACGCAAGCACUAUUUUGAUUGGCGAAAACUCAAACACAUUGUAUGUCAUGUCACAGGACUCUUGCAAACUAUAUUUAGUCCCACUUUAUGGCAUUGUGAAUGAUGUUGUUUACGACCAAAAUUACAUAACUGUUAUUGAGAACCACCGAAAUUUUGUGCGGUUCCCCAUGUUGCCCAAAUUCAAACGACUUUUGCUACACCAUGAUAAUAUCAGUUCAAUCGAUAAUGCUCCAUCGCAACAAGGUGAAAUCAUAAUAUCGAAAAAUUACCUUGGCCAAUUGUCAAUCUCGUAUGGGGAUAAUCUAGCGGUAUCAACCCCAAUCAAAACAGGUGGGCAAACUAAUCAUAUAUUGUGGUUCAAUUGCAAAAUCCAUUUUGCCGAGCCAUUAAACAUUAUUGAUCAAUUUUGGUUUCAGGAUUAUCUUGUAGUAGUGAACAGAAGAACCCAUCAUGAUUUUGAAACUGCUGAAGGGGAUAAGGAACAGUUUGUUGACGAAGUAAUUGUAUUUGACACAUCGCAGACAAAAUAUGGCAUGAGUGGGGAAAAUAUUACAUUCAGCACUGAUUCUUUGCUUUGGAGGUAUGACUUUAAAUGCUCAUUUGUUGCCACUCAACUAAUUCAUGACAAAGACAUGUCCCAUAUUGUAAUCUUGACUGCUGACUCGCGAUUAGUGGUACUUGAUUUGGUUACCGAUAAAACAGUCAAUUUGGACUCACAGGCAAAGCAUUACCGUAUAUUUAUUUCCACAAACAAGACUGUGCAUUUAGCAUCACUUAAGCACAAGCUCAACUUGCAUGAAACAAGACAGAUCAGUAUGAUUGAUAAAAGGCAUUUCUUGUUUUUGUUACAAUCAGGCGAACUUUAUUUAUUGAAGAAUGUGACACGAUCCCCUUCAUUCAGCAAGACACCGGUUGAUGUUAUCAAACCUAGCAACAUGUACGAUUUAAUCAAGUUAAAUUCAAGUAUUGAAUUUUUCAAAUUCGUUAUAGUGCCAUUUCAAUCACCAGUACAGUUUGUCUACUUGUUCAAUGGAGAUCAAGUUUUAAUCUACGAUGUCAAUGAAGUGGUUGAAAAAGCCUGUAAUAAGUUGCAUGAAGGUCAAGAAGAUGUCUUUGAAUCGGACGAUGAGUCAGCGCUUGUGCCGAUAGCGAUUGAUGCUGAUGAUAUAUUACCCUUGGAGAUUGAAACCGACCAGAAGUCAAUAAAUUUGAUUGGAUUGGAAAAUUUGGCCCAGAGUUAUCAUCAUAAUGGAUUCAUCGUCAAGAACAAACUAGCACAUAAGUUGAUCUUGAACAACUUUAUUGAAUUUGAUUUGGUUCAUCGAGGUGAUUUGGAAAGCACAUUCAACAAGUAUAAAUCAUUUGCUAAUUUUCAGUUUUGUUUGGAAUUGCUCUUAUUUAAACUUUUAGUCGAAGAACAACAAUCAACCUUGACUUUGAAGCGACUUUUUCAAUUGAUUGAGUUUACCGAGAGCCCAGAGUCUGUCUACAUUAACUGUUUGAGAAAGAUUGAAGUUGCAUACUGGGGCAAGUUUUUCAAUACAUUGAAUACAACGCCAGUGAAGUUUAUGGAUCGAUUAAUUAAAUUGGAUAACGUUGAGCUAUGUUACAAUUACCUCAUUGUGUAUUUGAACUACAAGAAAGAAGGCGAGUCAGGGGAUAAUGAUGAUAGUGCCGAAACUACAUUCCAUACAAAUGGCAACUCUGAUCAAUUGAGUCAAGAUGAUAAGCAAAUUAUUGUCCAGAUUAUUAGAAUGCUUGCUGAAAGUGAAAAAUGGGAUUGGUGCUUUGAAUUGUGUAGAUUUAUCAAGAUCCUAGAACCAUCAGGACAGUUUUUACAGGAGAUUAAAGUCAACUUUGGAUAA